Messenger RNA from Loa loa (African eye worm), 356 nucleotides. RefSeq names its product zinc finger protein. Lineage: Eukaryota; Metazoa; Nematoda; Chromadorea; Rhabditida; Onchocercidae. The transcript is spliced from 2 exons. The annotation marks the transcript as partial. Gene Ontology annotation, cellular component: nucleus. Gene Ontology annotation, molecular function: DNA-binding transcription factor activity, RNA polymerase II-specific; RNA polymerase II transcription regulatory region sequence-specific DNA binding. Gene Ontology annotation, biological process: regulation of transcription by RNA polymerase II. The record is from RefSeq and is a predicted model, not a curated record.
AUGACGAUUAAAUGUCGUUAUUGUAAUGCGACUGUGCAGACGAGAAAGGAAUAUUCAAAACACCUUGAAAUGCACAAGGAAUAUGACAUCACUUGUCCCGAAUGUGGCAGGACAUUCCAUUCCCUAGGGAGAUUUCGAGAGCAUAAAGAAGUGCAUCAACCUAAACCCCAAUGUGGAAUUUGUAACAGGUCCUUUUCUUACACGACUGGACUACGACGGCACCAACGACAAUUCCACAGAGAUGUGAAAAGGCAUAAAUGUCUAGAUAUCAGCUGUAAUGCGACUAUAUGGGGUACAAUCAAAUGUUUAGAACAUCCCCAAAAACACGAUGAACAUUGCAAGCAACCCGGUAAUGG